AUUAUUCGGUAUCCCUAGCGGUUAAAAAACGUGCUUAUCGCUAUCGAUAUACCGCACUCUUAAGCACAUUUUCGCAAUUCGCGUGUGUCCGGCAAGUUGCGCGGGGAUUGGUUGGUAAAUUUUAAUACAAUAAAAUGGAUAUCGAGCUGGAGAAGAUUAUCAACGGAUUGUUGUGCACCGACAACGCCCGUAUACGACAGGCCACUGCCCAAUUGGAUCAGGCGUAUGAGAAUCCCCAAACCUUGCAGGCACUUUGUGAAAUUGUGGUCUCAAAUCGCGAAAAACAAAUACGACAAUUUGCCGCAGUUCUUUUGAAGAAACGUCUUUCUAAACUACGAUUUUGGCAGCUAGUGCCGAGUGCACAAAAGGAAGCAAUAAAGACUGGUAUGCUUCAGGCGUUAGUCGAAGAAAAAGAGAAAGCUGUGAAAACUGCAAUUGCUCAAUUGGUGGGAGCUUUGGUGCGUCACGAGGCUGAAAAAAGAGAUUCAUGGCUGGGCGAAUUGCUAAAUUUUAUAUAUGAUCGUUGCAACUCACCAGAUCCAAAAGAAAGCGAACUUGGCGCAUCCAUAUUCGCCACAUUGACAGAUGCGGCACCAGACCAAUUCAUAAGCCACAUGCCUUCCAUUUGUCAGAUGUUCUCCACUGUUCUGAUUGCGGCUGAGACUAGAGGCGAUUUGGCAACACCAACCGUUUCGCAGAUAAUGCUGGGAAUGACAUAUCUGGUGCCUUUCGUGAUAGGCCACACGGAAGCUGAGCAACUUGUGCUGAGGGCCAUGCCUUUAAUUGUAAAGGCUGUGCAGGCAUUCGCUUAUAAAGGAAAUGCCGACGAAUUUUCCAUUGUGUUCGAAAUAAUGGAUUCCCUUGCCGAAUAUACGCCCAAGUUGCUAAACAACCAUGUGAAGCCCCUAGUCGAAUUCUGUCUAGAUGCGGCAAGUAACAAAUCAGUUGAUGACGCAAUACGUGUGCAGGUCGGGUUGUUCAUUGGUCACAUGGUGCGCUUGAAAAAGAAGUUGAUUGUCAAGCAAAAGCUUUUGGAGCCUAUACUUAAUGUUGUUUUUGAAAUGAUGUGUUCCGAGGCAGAUGGCGAAGAUGGAGACGAUCUAUUUGCAGGUGAGAGCAAUUGUACCCCAGUUUCGGCUGCCACACAGACGUUAGAUCUAUUGGCCCUAAAUAUGUCACCGGAGAAGCUAAUACCACCAUUGCUUCAAUUGUUGGAGCCGGCAUUGCAAAGCCAAGACGUCUUGCGCCGGCGCGCAGCUUUUCUGUGCAUGGCCAUCAUUGCUGAAGGCUGCUCGGAGGCAGUAUGUGCCAAAUAUUUGCCAGUUAUGCUCAAUAUUAUCAAUAGUGGCAUUAACGAUAACUCGCCUCAAGUCCGCACUGCUGCCUUCUAUGCACUUGGUCAGUUCUCGGAGCAUCUACAGCCAGAAAUAUCGAAGUAUGCACCACAAAUUCUACCCGUGCUGUUUGAUUUCUUACACCAGCUUGUCCUCGAACUGAAGAUGGGUCGUCCGGAGCCAAAGCAUAUGGAUCGCAUGUUUUAUGCCCUAGAGACUUUUUGUGAACACCUUGAGAAUGAUCUUGAACCUCAUUUGCCGCUUUUGAUGGACCGUCUUUUCGACACUCUCGAUCCCCACAAUUCGAUACAUGUGCGCGAAUUGGCGCUUUCAGCGAUUGCAAGUGCUGCAUUGGCUGCCAAAGCGAAUUUGAUGCCGUAUUUCCCAAAAAUAGUGAGCAUACUGCAAAAUUAUAUGGUCAAGAACUGUGAUGAGGAACACGCUCAGCUGCGUAAUCAGUCUAUUGAUGCAUUGGCCACAAUUGCGCGUGUUGUUGGCAAGGAGAACUUUUUGCCCUUAGCUAACGAUACAAUUAGCUAUUGCCUCAUGAUGCUUGAGGAUGGACCCGACGACCCAGAUUUCAGGCGCUGUAUUUACAACUUAAUGGGCGCCCUUUCCACCGUUGUAGGUGAUGCCAUGUCAAAUGUUUUCCCCAAGAUAAUGGAUCGUAUGAUCGAAACUGUAAUUUCAUCUGAGGAUGUUUUACCCAAUGUUAAGGACGAAGUCACUCAAAAUUUUGGAGGUGGUGGUGACGCAGCUGAUCAGGACAUCGAUCUGGAGCACACCGACGACGAGGAUGAUGACGAGUUUGAUGGCUACCAGGUGGAAAAUGAUUUUGUCAUCGAGAAGGAAGAGGCUAUAUUGGUACUGAAAGAAUUUUCCGCCAACACUGGAAGCGCUUUUGCCCCAUAUCUACAAACGGCUUUUGAAAAUGUUUAUAAAGUGAUCGAUCAUCUACAGGAAGGUGUACGCCGUGCAGCCAUUGAGGCGAUCUGCGAGUUUGUCAUCUCCCUAAACAAAAUGGGAGAUGCUGCUGGUGUUAAACGAGCUUGCGAGAUUGUUAUGCCAAAGUUUGCACACAUUGCACGCUUCGAUGAGGAGCAGGGUGUGGUCAUUCAUUUGCUAGACACACUCUGCGAUGUCUUCAAAGAUGUGGGUCGUGCUGCUGUGCCAACAACUGAAAUAGCUGAGGCCAUAUUUGCGUGCAUUCGUGAUGUGUUACUAAGCAAGAUGGCAUGCCAGUUCAACGAGCCGACCGGUACUGGCGACGAAGACGAGCCGGAGGAGAGCGAAUACGACGAAUUGCUUAUCGAAAACGCUGGAAAUUUGUUGCCUGCCUUUGGCAGUGCACUGGAGCCUCAGACAUUCUCAUUAUACUUUGGACGUGUCAAUCAGUUCUAUUUAAACAAACUGAACAAAGCCAAGAAAAUCGAUGCUCCUGAUCAGCGUGCCUUCGUGUAUGGCGCACUCGCAGACUCAUUUCAAUCUUUGGGAAAUUGUGUAGUAGUUUACUUUGAUGUGAUGUAUCCACUCUUUAUGGAUGGUAUGACUGAUCCCGACCCAAUAGCACGUCAGAACGCAUUCUUUGGCAUUGGUGAACUGGUGCUAUAUGCAGAGCAAAAGUCUUACGACGUCUUUCCACUCGUCCUGCAAGGACUGUCUGAUGCCAUUUCCAAGGAGACACAUCCAGGAGCAUUGGAUAACAUUUGUGGGGCUGUUGCUCGUCUCAUUAUAACAAAUCACACCAUGGUGCCGCUGGUGCAUGUUCUACCAGUAUUCAUGUCGAAUUUGCCGCUGCGCGAGGAUAUGCAUGAAAACGAAAUGGUCCAGAGAGCGUUCCGUGUUCUAUACUCGCAGGCUCGUCCACAAGUCGUCGAUUUUAUUGAGCAGAUGCUCGCCGUUACCAUACAUGUGCUAUAUAAAAAGGAUAUGCCCGAUCGUGAGAGCAACGAAAAUGCCGUGGCCUUUGUUAAGGAAGUACGCGAACACUAUCCGACCAAAUUUCAUACUGUUAGCAAUGCUAAUCCCGAAGUCUAUAAUUUUGUGCAGUCACUGUAAGCAGCAUAUACAAUUAUAUAUUCUAUUCUAUAAAUAUGCAAAACAUAUACACACAUAUUCACACGUAUAGGAAUUAGAGAAUCCUAAACUAACUAGCACUAUUUUACAGCCUUUGCUAUGUUGGGUCAAUGUGAAUCAAAUCAUUAUUCUCAGUCUGAAGAAACAAUCAUAAGUAUUUUAAAUUCCAGUGUUUUCUGUUUUAUCAUCACAGCACUGUGACGGCUGUCCCCAAGGAUGCGUUCAUUUUCAUUAUUUUAAAUUUAUUGUGAUUCAUACAGGAUGCGCACCGUGUGUGAUAAUUAUCUUAGUUUCUUUGAGUUUUCGCUAUGAACUUAAAAUUGUUGUUAGCACAUAACCUACCCCAGAUAUUUCAUUGAAAAAUAUAUGAACCGAACGUGAUUUGAAAUAUAAAUAAAACGAAUAUAUGCUAA
Scaptodrosophila lebanonensis is the source of this 3823-nucleotide messenger RNA. RefSeq names its product importin-4-like. Gene Ontology annotation, cellular component: nucleus; cytoplasm. The coding region runs from base 135 to 3392 and encodes 1085 amino acids. NCBI's taxonomy places the organism in Eukaryota, Metazoa, Arthropoda, Insecta, Diptera, Drosophilidae. Gene Ontology annotation, molecular function: small GTPase binding; nuclear import signal receptor activity. Gene Ontology annotation, biological process: protein import into nucleus. The transcript has 8 exons. The record is from RefSeq and is a predicted model, not a curated record.